Molecule: messenger RNA, 1016 nt
Organism: Spirodela intermedia
Lineage: Eukaryota; Viridiplantae; Streptophyta; Magnoliopsida; Alismatales; Araceae
Source: the annotation of a GenBank genome assembly
AUGGCGGUUAGUUUGAGGGAAGGCUUCUGCGUCUCCAGCUCUAGCGCUCUGGCGCUGGACAAGAAGAAGACAUUGAUCGGAGGAUCGACCACCUCACUGGAGCUCUCCUCCUGGAAGAACGACUUUAUUGUCAAGCAGGUGGUGCUCAGGGAUCAGCAGGCGGGACGAGACAUAUCUGUGAGCGAACAUACAUCUGUCUAUUCCAUUACAUAUACAUAUAUAUAGAUAUAUAUAUCUAAGAAUCACUUUCCUAGUAGCAAUGGGAUAAAUGAUCCGGAAUCCAUUUUCUGUUUCUCUUUGUCCUGUUCUGUAACUUAACCUAACCUUAAGUCUCCUCGCGAUUCAGGCUCAGAAUUUCUCCAUUUACUUCCCCCAAUCGACGAGAUGGUGGGAUAAAGGAGAGAUGCAGAAUAUGAUAGAAAUCGGUUCUGCACAGGAGCUUGUGGAUACUCUCAUGAACGCCGGGAACAGGCUCGUCGUCCUCGACUUCUACUCCCCUGGCUGCGGGGCCUGUAGAGUCCUGCAUCCAAAGGUGUGUAAGACCAUCAUCGGCGUGGCACAUCGAACAUCCAAAGGCGACGACCUGAGAUUUGUUAUUUCUGCUACUUGCCUCCAGAUAUGCCAGAUUGGCGAAUCGAAUCCGGACGCACUGUUCCUCAAGGUCAACUACGAGGAGCACAGAUCCUUGUGCUGCAGCCUCAACAUCCGUGUGCUGCCAUUCUUCCGAUUCUACAGAGGACCUCAGGGUCGGGUCUGCAGCUUCAGCUGCACCAACGCCACCGUAAGCCCCCCUAUAGAAUGACGACUUCCAUCGCAUCUUACCGAUUUCUAUAUAUAUUCUUCCUGACUGGUGAUAUCUGCUGCCGUUGAAUCAUGUUCAGAUCAACAAGUUCAGAGAUGCAAUGGCGAAGUACGGGUUGGGGAGGUGCGGCCCCGGCCCCUCGAAAGGUCUGGAGCAGACGGAGUUGCUGAAGUUGGCUCUAGCGGGGAUCUUGUCUGCGUCAACCAUCCAUUGA